AUGGUUGUCUUCAAAAAGACAGCAGCUGGAAUUGUGACGGUUGUUUUCCUGGUGCUGAGGACUCCCAUGGCUCACGGCAGAGGUGCUCCAAAGAACUUUGUGUACCUGUUUAAAAGCAUGUGCUACUUCACCAAUGGGACGGAGCACGUGAGGCUGGUGGUCAGACAAAUCUACAACAAGGAAGAGAUCCUGCACUUUGACAGCGACCUGGGCGAGUUUGUGGCUGUAUCAGAGCUAGGGAGGUCAUGGGCUAAGAGCUGGAACAGCCAGAAGGACCUCUUGGCGGUGUUUCGGGCCCACGUGGACACGCUGUGCAGGCACGACUACCAGGGGACCACUGGCUUCACCGUUCAGUGGAGAGUGGAACCCACAGUGACCAUCUCCACAUCCAGGACAGAGGCUCUAAACCAGCACAACCUGCUGGUCUGCUCAGUGACAGAUUUCUACCCAAGUCAGAUCAAAGUUCGGUGGUUCCGGAAUGAUCAGGAGGAGACAGCCGGCGUCGUGUCCACCCCUCUUAUCAGGAAUGGGGACUGGACCUACCAGAUCCUUGUGAUGCUGGAAAUGACUCCCCAGCAGGGAGAUGUCUACACCUGCCGCGUGGAGCACCCCAGCCUCCAGAGCCCCGUGACAGUGGAGUGGCGGGCACAGUCUGAAUCCGCUCAGAGCAAGAUGCUGAGUGGAAUCGGGGGCUUCGUUCUGGGUCUGCUCUUCCUCGGGGUGGGGCUGUUCAUCUACUUCAGGAACCAGAAAGGACACUCUGGACUUCAACCUACAGCAACUUUCAUGCAUCAGUUUAAGGGAGAGUGUCGUUUCUUCAACGGCUUGGAGCGGGUGCAGUUCUUGGCCAGAUACAUCUAUAAUACGGAGGAGGAUGUGUACUUCGACAGCGACGUGGGGGAGUUCAGGGCAGUGACUGAGCUGGGGCAGCCGGACGCCAAGUACUGGAACCAGCAGAAGGACUUCAUGGAGCAGAUGCGGGCCAAGGUGGACACGCUGUGCAGAUCAAACUAUUGGGGAAUAGGCAGCUUCAUGGUGCAGCGGCGAGUGGAGCCCACGGUGACCGUGUAUCCUGCGAAGCCCCAGCCCCUGCAGCACCACAGCCUCCUGGUCUGCUCUGUGACGGGCUUCUAUCCAGGAGAGGCCAGCUAUUCUAGUUCUUCCAGGGCAGCCCUCUUCCCCCAUUCUCAAAGCUCUCGAUCUCAGUCUCAAUUAAGGAGGUUUGGAUUUGGGGUAAAAAAUCACUAA
Messenger RNA from Vicugna pacos (alpaca), 1248 nucleotides. NCBI's taxonomy places the organism in Eukaryota, Metazoa, Chordata, Mammalia, Artiodactyla, Camelidae. The record is from RefSeq and is a predicted model, not a curated record.